This is a messenger RNA of Parascedosporium putredinis, 1668 nucleotides long. The record is from the annotation of a GenBank genome assembly. Lineage: Eukaryota; Fungi; Ascomycota; Sordariomycetes; Microascales; Microascaceae.
AUGUGGGGCGCCGGUCUUAACAAUCUUAGCCCCAUCGUCAACGACAUCCGUCAAGGCUGUAACACCGCCAACACCCGGUCCACUUGGUGUGACUUCUCUGCGGAUACCGACUAUACUGUCACUGCACCUGAUACUGGCGUUACUCGCGAAUACUGGUUCGAAAUCACCGAAACUACUGCCGCACCUGACGGCGUAGAAAGAUAUGUGCAGGUUAUCAACGGCACUAUUCCUGGUCCUACAAUUAUUGCUGACUGGGGCGAUACUGUGGUAGUUCACGUCACUAAUUCGCUUGCCAUUUCUACUAAUGGCACCAGCAUACACUUCCACGGAAUUCGCCAAAACUAUACUAACCAGAAUGAUGGUGUCUCGUCUAUCACCCAGUGCCCAACACCACCGGGGUCGUCUAUAACUUACACAUGGAAGGCCGCACAGUACGGGUCAGGCUGGUACCACUCUCAUUUUGGCUUGCAAGCCUAUCAAGGAGUAUUUGGUGGAAUCGUGGUAAAUGGCCCGGCAACUGCCAACUAUGACGAAGACCUCGGCCAUAUUUUCCUGAACGACUGGAGCCACGAAACAGUUGACCAGUUGUUCCAAACCGCCCAGACCCGUGGUCCACCCACUCUCGAUAAUGGCCUCAUCAACGGCACGAAUGUAUAUGGGGAGGAUGGUGACGAUAGCCAGGUUGGCCAGCGUUUUGGAAUGACCGUCACAGAAAACACCUCCUACCGAUUAAGGAUCGUUAACUCCGGCGUGGAUACUCACUUCAAGUUUAUGAUUGAUAAUCACACAUUAACUGUGAUUUCAAUGGACUUUGUGCCGAUUGAGCCAUUUACGACGGACGUAUUAAGUAUUGGAAUGGGUCAGAGAUACGACGUACUUAUCACCGCAGACCAAUCUGCGGUCGCUGAUAGCUUUUGGAUUAGGGCUAUUCCACAGUCCGCCUGCAGUGAGAAUGACAGCCAGGAUAAUAUCAGAGGAAUCCUAUCCUACGGGGCCUCGUCGACGACACCGUCGACCUCGAGGCCGGAUAGCUACUUUGAGGGUUGUGAAGACAUGGACGCUACCAGCCUUGUUCCCCAUGUCGUCAAGUCUGCGGGCACACUAGCCAAUAAGGGUGUGGAGGAGGCAACCGUAGGGUUCAAUGAAGACAGGCACUUCCGCUGGUUCUUGAACUCAACUACUAUGCUAGUUGAGUGGGCCGAUCCGACGCUCCUUAGCAUUUUCGAAGGCGAAACGUCUUGGGACACCUCCGAUGCCGUUAUCGAGCUCCCUAAUGCUGACGAGUGGGUAUUGAUUGUGAUAGAGACUGCUUUAUCGAUCCCACACCCUAUACAUCUCCACGGCCACGACUUUCUUGUGCUUGCCCAGGGAGCAGGAACCUACAGCAGCUCUGUAACGUUGAACACAGAAAAUCCGCCUCGCAGAGACACUGCUAUGCUCCCAGCGUCCGGAUACCUUGCUAUUGCCUUUCAGACGGACAAUCCAGGAGCUUGGCUCAUGCAUUGCCACAUUGGCUGGCACACGAGCGAGGGCUUUUCUCUCCAAUUUAUUGAAAGAUACGAUGAGAUUGUGGAGUUGAUUGACUCGGACGAGUUAACAAACACCUGCGAAGCAUGGUCUACUCAUGUAGAAGUAUUCGAGGUUGAGCAGGAAGACUCUGGCUUAUAG